Messenger RNA from Marchantia polymorpha subsp. ruderalis, 3114 nucleotides. The record is from the annotation of a GenBank genome assembly. NCBI's taxonomy places the organism in Eukaryota, Viridiplantae, Streptophyta, Marchantiopsida, Marchantiales, Marchantiaceae.
AUUGUCAACCCAGACAUGGGCGACGAGAAGGCGCUUGAGGCUGGGCAGAUUGGAGGAGAACUGGCAUUUGGUUGAGUGAGUGAGACUCGACCGGCUAGCGGAAGCUGUACUAUUUCGAGUGAUCUGAUCACGGAUGUGCUCAGCCCCGAUGGCGUAUGUCUCUCACUUGUGCAGUCAGGGACCCCACGCCGAUCGUAAACGGAGCCCUGUGGAAGAGCACCUGUGAGCCUGGGCCGGGGAAUUGUGGUGCUGGUUCUCGAUUGCCACUUGGUGCCACUUGUGCACAAGGGCGAUGAAGGUUGCCUAUAUAUCGUCGACAGCUUCAAGCUUCAGAUACCUUCCUUCAGAACUCAGCGCCGUGCGCACUCGGAAGUGCGCUGUACGAGAGCGAUCCAUGUAGCGAGACUGUCGGAAACAUUGUGCACCAUAUCUGAUGACGCUUCAGGGAAGGUGACGAAACCGGGACCGCAGAGGGUAGUCGGAAGCGAGCUGCAUUGUUGAGCACGAGCCGGGAAGGAUGGAAUUCAUGCAGAUAGCCCACAGGCAGACUGCGUACUCGCUGGAGCUCUACAGACAGCUUCUGUCGAUCGAGCGAGGCAACACCGCCGUGUCUCCCUUGAGUAUUGCAGCAGCGCUCGCCAUGCUCGCUGCGGGAGCCAAAGGAGAGACUCUGGAUCAGAUAGUGGCGCAUUUGAAAUACCCGGAUAGUAAUACUAUGCAUCAAUUUUGUGUGUUCAUGAAAAACGGCCUGCUCAAAGACGCCAGCCACGAAGGGGGCCCUCUCGUAGACUUCGCCACAUGCGUGCUGGUGGACAAGAGUCUCCCUCUGCACUGGAAAUACCAAGAAUUCGUCCGGGAAAACUACGGCGCUGAGGCGUCAGUCGUGGAUUUCAAAACCCAGGUACAAAUCACAUCGAUUUAUUUCAAGUUUUUGUCAAUAGCCCUCUCGGCAAGCAGAAUUUCCUUGAAGAGCCUGCCUUUCUGUAUCAAUCCUCGUCCCACGUACGCAGCAGUGACAGCGGACGGUCGCAGUAGGUACAGAACCGGGGUCCAGAUCCCACCUGGGCGUGCGUGUUUCCGCUGUUGUCGAUAGCUCAGACGAUGGCCGCAUCUCCUGAUUGUGCUCGCAGUACUCAUUGCGCGCAGACUCGCUCCAGCCAGUGGACGCACUCUGGCGCUCGAGAAUAUUUGUCGUGCAUUCUCGACCUGGCAGGAUGGGCAGCGUGUGCGGGUAGUAACGAGGUGUGUUUCCUCCACAGGCCGAGUGGACUCGAGUCCAGGUGAACAUGUGGGUCAAGCAGAAGACGCGGGGCAAGAUCAGCGAGCUGUUCCCGCCAAACUCCGUGAGCCAGGACAUGAAAUUCCUGCUGUCGAAUUCGCUCUACUUCAAGGGCCAGUGGGAGAAGAAAUUCGACAGCUCGCGCACGAGGAACGAGCCCUUCUUCCUGCUGGACGGGAGCAUGGUCAGCAAGCCGAUGAUGACGAGCAGCGAGCGGCAGUACAUCUGCAACUGCGGAACGUUCAAAGUGCUGCGGCUGCCGUACAAGAGCAGCGCGCUGCGCAGCCAGGCCUUCUCCAUGUUCAUCCUGCUGCCGUGCCUCAUCGACGGCCUGCACGAGCUCGAGCGGCACCUGGACGCAACGGCCGCCCAGUGGUUCAUGGAGACGCUGCCGAUGAUGCGCGACAGCGUGCCGGUGCGCCGGUUCCUGCUCCCGCGCUUCUCCAUCUCCAGCGGCUUCGAGGCGUCCUCCCUGCUGACCACGCUCGGCCUGCACUUGCCCUUCGACCGCGUGCGCGCCGACUUCUCCGGAAUGUUCAACGAGCUCUCCGACAGCUUCCCGCCGCUCUGCAUCUCCAAAAUCUACCACAAGGCCACCGUCGAGGUCGACGAGGAGGGCACCGUGGCCGCGGCUGCCACCGGCGUCGCGGCCGGCUUCGGGUCCGCUCCCCGCUCCGAGCCCUGCGAGGAUUUCGUCGCCGACCAUCCCUUCCUCUUCCUCAUCAGCGAGGACAACACCGGCGUCGUCAUGUUCAUCGGGCGAGUGGUCGAUCCCUAGCCGCACCGACUUGGCGCUCGCCCGAACCCCGUCCCGUGGCGGCCAGUCCCGUCACUCUCACGAACUCCCCCCGAUGCAUGCCGCGUCCCCAUUGCAGGGCCGUCAUCCGGAUUCCGGUGUAUGUUUGUGUGUUUGUUUGUGUGCGAGCGAGCGAAAUGACCAUUUCGUGGAUCGAACUCGAGCAGAGCUGCAGAAUGGGGCCGCGGACAAUGUUUGCAGUGGCCUCUUCGGGCUUCCGGUCCGGCAUGGCCUCCGCUCUUAUUUGAAGGCGGAAGUCCGAGGCUCGAUAACUUAUCUUAGAGGCUGUUGAAUGGAUCCUCUGGAUCGACGACCUUCGCGCGCCUGAGGAUGGUCCAGUGCCCGAUGCAUAUCUUGGUAGGUCUCGAUGCAAGCUCUGGACUAGCCUCUGCAUCUUCGUGGAUGUGUACAUGGUGACGAGAGAAUCACGAGGCCCUCGUGUCUCUUGGGCACGGCAGGAACCGCAGACGAGACAGAGGGGUGCUUUUAUGUCGAGGAUGCAGCAAGGUGGACGAGAUGGCUGUCAAACUCAGUCACGGGACGCUCCGGUUUCCGAUCGUGUCGAGGAUAUUCACAUCACUGCAAGCGAGCAUGCCAGUUCCACCUUAACGCAGUGGGAUUCUAUCUAUGGUUGAGAUUGCCAGAGGUUGGAUUGGUUUAUGGUCGUGGUAUGUCUCAGAUGGUAACCUCCCUCUGGCCGUUUGAUAUGAGCUUAUACUCUCGCCGAGAUAGCACAGAUAUUGCAAGACCAUGAGUAGAUAGAAAAGUGAUGGGCUCCCUCUCUGAUCGUAUUGGAUGUGUUCUGUUUGACACACUCAACACACAAUUUACCAUGCUGGUAGUUUAUACCCUCUUGUGUUGAAACUUUCUACAGACUCAGAAAGACAACAGAUCGCGUUGUAGGUACAUGUUCACAAACUAGUGUGAUCAAACUGUAACGACAUGAAAUCCUUCGUGUGGUUCAGGUGCCGCAAGUGAACAUUGUAAACAAGUGGUUGAGGAAAUCAUGAAGUUUGUAUGUACAGACUUUUAGCGCUGC